CCUCCUCCUCCUCCAAACAUGGCGCCGGCCCGCAGCGCUGCUGCUUCCCCGACAGACGACGCGCAGAGAGGGAGAGACGGAGGAGGAGAAGAAGGAGAAGGAGAAGCAGUCAACAACUCACCCUGAACGUGUUUUGUUUUUUUUUAAACAAAUUUUGAAAAAGGAACAAAACUUAACACUCUUUAAGCUUUUCCGGCGGAGACUUUACGUGCAGCUUUUUGGAGACGUUUACGCGCCAGGCUGUGCGCGCAACGGAGAGCCCACCUGUCCGACGAAGGUACACUUCACGCCCGUUUCUUCGAGGAUGUGAACGUGCCUGGUUAACCGUGGAAUACCGGAGCAGAGCGAGCAGACAGACGGGUAGCUCUGGGAAAAACAUGUGCAGGAACACAGAGGCUGCAGAGGACUGACUCUUUCCAAGGAGGGAGGGAGAAAACAACAACUUUUUUUCCGCUCUUCCACACCGAGAGGAUGGAUGGAGAACACUUUUCGCUGUCAGGAGUUGAGAGGGAAAGAGAGAGGCUUCCGCCAAUUUACAACAGCUCCGCUCCUGCUGGUUUUGGGCGAGGAGCGAAGCAGCCGUUUCCGUCUCUGGGCACCUUCAUCUCCACGCUGAGCCAGAGGAGGGACGCAGGGGGGCGGGGCUUAGCUGGCGGCAUGACGGGCGGCCUGAGCAGCACCCACUGGCUCCGACACGGGAGAGAGCUGCCUCCGAUCUGUAGCGAUGUCCGUCAGAAGCAGCGGCUCUCCAUCGACACUCUUCCCCCAGAAGUCAAAGCUCCGUUCCCCUCCGACCCCGUCAUCCCGCUGCGCACCAAGACCACCAAGGAGUUCCAGGAGGACAUGGAGCGUGCCGUCCAAUCAGGUGACUGGAGGGAGGUGCGAGAGUUUUACCUGACCACCUUCGACUCGUUCAUAGAAAUCAACGCUGCCUUCAAGCGAGAGGCCAACGGAUCGUUCAACACCAUCGACGACUCGGGAGUCAACGCCAAGUUUGUCAACGCCGUUUACGACGCUCUGCUCGGCACACCUCAGGACAUCCAGAAGUCAGUGUUGAAAGGGAUCAUCAACAGCUUGCUGAGGGAGUGGAAAGGGCCUCGGACAAAAGACGACCUGCGAGCUUAUUUCAUUCUGGUUCAGAACCCCCAGUAUUCGAGCACCAGCACCUAUGUGAUAUACGCUCACCUGCUGAGGCAGAUCGCAGCUCUGUCAGAGGCCGACCACCACUUCCUGGUUCAUUGGCUAAAAAAGCUGUCGGCGAGGCGAUUCAGGCAGCUGGUAGAGCGCCUCCUACAGUUCAUCUCCACCCGUCUGUUUCCUGCAGAACCAGACGAACUUCCUCCUCUGGCCAAGUGCUCCUGGUGGAUUCCCUCUGCUACCAAAGUGCUUAGCCUGUUCAAUGCAGCCAACAGUGUCUCCUCUACUCCCAUCAUGCCUUUCACUGACUUCUACAACAUCACUCUGGAGCACAUCGACUUCAUGGAGGAGUACAGGACCUGGCAGAACUACGGCAACUCCAAUAGGUUUUCCUUCUGUCAGUUCCCCUUCAUCCUUUCGACGGUGGUGAAGAAAGCCAUCAUCCAGAAAGACUCCGAGCAACAGAUGAUCAGUCAGGCCCGGCAAAGCCUGGUCAGUAAGGUUUCUCGCAGGCAGAGAGUGGAUAUGAACCUUCUGUUCCUCAACAUUAAAGUACGACGAGCACAACUCCUCAGCGACUCACUGGAUGAGUUGACAAGGAAGCGGUGCGACCUGAAGAAGAAGCUGCGGGUGACGUUUGUCGGGGAGGCGGGGCUGGACAUGGGCGGCCUGACCAAGGAGUGGUUCCUGCUGCUGGUCCGACAGAUCUUCCACACAGACUACGGCAUGUUCACCUACAUGAAGGACUCGCGCUGCCAUUGGUUCAGCAGUUGGAAGUGCGACAACUAUUCAGAGUUCCAGUUGGUCGGGACUCUGAUGGGCUUAGCCGUUUACAACAGCAUCGCUCUGGACAUCCACUUCCCCCUCUACUGUUACAGGAAGCUCCUCACUCCACCUACUGCACCAUGCGACCAAAAUGCCCUUGUCGGCAUGGCAACCGCCACCCUGGACGACCUGCAGCAGAUCAUGCCGGAGCUGGCUCACGGUUUGGGAGAGCUGCUGAGCUACGAGGGAAACGUAGAGGAAGACUUCUACCUCACCUUCCAGGUGUUCCAGGAGGAAAUGGGCGUGGUCAAAUCCCACAACCUGAAGCCUGGAGGAGACAAAAUCCCCGUCACCAAGCAGAACAGAAAGGAGUACGUGCAGCUGUACGUUGACUUCCUGCUGAACAAAUCCAUUUAUAAACAGUUUGCUGCCUUCUACCACGGCUUCCACAGUGUGUGUGCCUCUGAUGCACUCAUGCUGCUGCGGCCAGAGGAGGUGGAGAUGUUGGUGUGCGGGAGUCCAGAGCUCGACAUGAGCGCUCUGCAGAAAGCCGCUCAGUAUGAAGGAUACAGCAAGACCGAAACCACUGUCCGGUGUUUCUGGGACGUGGUGUUGGCCUUCCCUCUGGAGCUACAGAAGAAGCUGCUCCACUUCGCCACAGGAAGUGACCGCGUUCCCGUCGGAGGAAUGGCCGACCUCAACUUCAAAAUCUCCAAGAUCGACGUUCCAACUGACUGGUUGCCGAUCUCUCACACCUGUUUUAAUCAGAUCUGUCUCCCUAUGUAUCGCACCAGGAAGGAGCUCAAACACAAACUCACCAUCGCCAUCUCCAACGCUGAGGGCUUCGGCCUGGAGUGACCAGCCUGCACACACACACACACACACACGCACACACACACACACACAGUCUCUCUCUGUCACGACUGCCACAGCGCACAUUAUGUGGUCGUGGAUCAGACUGUGGAGGAAACAAGUUUUUCAAUAAGUGCUUUCCAAUUUGUCGAUGUAGAACUUUUUAAAUUUGCAGCAGCUACAGAGGAAUAUUUUUUCACUCUAUUACAAGACAACCCUGGUGAAGACCAUUAUAUUUUGGAUGUCACUUAAUAGAAGUUAACUUAUCGUGUCAUCCUUCGAGAAACUUUACUGCUCAAAUUAAUUUCAUAAAUGAAGUUUUUUAAAUAUUUCUGGUCCCAUACCAUUGAAAUCAUACCAACCAAUAUUCUCAGAAACCUUGUAUCACCAAAAACGUAAACGUAUAAUAGGUUGCUGCUUUGCUCAGGUAAUUAUUAUUGUCAAUAUGACUAUUUAUUAACCAGAUUGCCAGGUAUUCGCCAUGGAUGUACUAAAGACGUAAAUACAGCGUUCAUGGCAGAGCCCUGUUCAUUCCUAUGAGAGUUGUUCAGUGGCGCUUUCGCCAAAAAAAGUUUCUAAGCUUCCGGGUUAACCUACAUGAUAUGUGGCCCGCUGAAUAUGGGCCCAGAGACUUUACAUUAAUGUUUUUACAGCGCUCGGCUCGAGGGAAGUUUUUCAAAUAUGAAAGUCCAUGGAUUCAAAAUUCACAAUAGAAAGAAUCCUGACCGACGUUGUUUGUAGUUCAAGGUAUCUUGGCAGCAGUUUUACAGACGUCUCUUUUACAAUAGCGGCCUUUUUGGGCCACAGGGGGAUUUUUCGUUGCAAUACCAUGAGUGGCCACUGAUCAAAAUUGGUGGAAGGGCUGUUACUGGGUGGCUGGUAUUCGCCCAUCAUUGACAUUAACUUUUGGACAUGCUGUUCAAUGAGCCUCUAUUUAAUGGUCGAGAAUAAACUGAGAGCAUGUCUGCAUUAAGCCGGUUAAAUUGAGUUGAACCGAAAAAUAGGCUUCAUUUAAAAUUUCAAAUCCUCAAAUUACAUGGAUUCAAUAAUCACACAAUAUUACAUCCUUGUGUGUUAGGUACAGAAAAAAUAGAGAGGGGAAGUAUGAUGAUAAUAUU
This is a messenger RNA of Sander lucioperca (pikeperch), 3872 nucleotides long. It is a transcript of the gene hectd2, whose product is annotated as HECT domain containing 2. Lineage: Eukaryota; Metazoa; Chordata; Actinopteri; Perciformes; Percidae. The transcript has 22 exons. Gene Ontology annotation, molecular function: ubiquitin protein ligase activity. The record is from RefSeq and is a predicted model, not a curated record. Gene Ontology annotation, biological process: protein polyubiquitination. Bases 472 to 2760 code for a protein of 762 amino acids.